Messenger RNA from Leptinotarsa decemlineata (Colorado potato beetle), 2007 nucleotides. RefSeq lists its product as uncharacterized. The record is from RefSeq and is a predicted model, not a curated record. Lineage: Eukaryota; Metazoa; Arthropoda; Insecta; Coleoptera; Chrysomelidae.
UAUUCAUGAUUGAACUCAUGUCCUUCUGAUAAAAGGUGGUUUGCAAAUGUGGAAAUGGUAUCUCUAUUUACGAAACUACUUCUAUACUUUUUAAUUCUUUGGGAAAAUGUUCUCCUUGUUUGGCCAAUAUACAGUUUUGGACAAGAGCCACAAGUCAGCUUAUAUACUCCUGAUCUAUCCGACACCGAUUUUUUGUCUUUAUUGUUUUUAAUAAAUUUACUUAGACUAGUGUUCGUUCUGUAAGAUAUUUUUACGCAACGAUUAUAAGAGCCAACACUACCUUGAUAAAACUGGAAUCGGUUUUAAGCCUUCAGUUUUUCUUGAAUUUGUUUUUUGUUUUUUUUUGAAUGAUUCUACAUAUAUUUGUAAAUUCGGGAACUUCAGUGAUUAUGGUAAUGAUGAGUUUUAAAGAAAAAAAUGAUAUGACAUGAUAAAUUGGAAAAAUCAAGAAGUUCCCGAAUUCUUAUAGGACCACCGAGUCCAUACAAAAAAUAUGUCUUCCAUGAAAUCAUUAGUUUUUGCAAAAAACCGAUUCUACAAUCGCGAAAUUGAUGACUGAUUGGCGCUGCCACCUACAUAGUACUUUAACUAUUGAAUACAACUGGCAACACUGUAGAAUCGUCAUACCGCAAUCAUCGUGAAGAUACGACAAGAUUGGUUAUUGCUAUCCUUUUCUCGUACGCCAGUAAGGGAUUUCCCUCCAUUCUCCGUAUUUAGUAGAUUAGGUUUUGAUGUUACUUGGGAAACAAUGACAUGAUUUAGGUAGGUGAAUUGUGAAUAAAUACCAUAAACGUACCUACAAACAAUUAUUCUGGUGCAUCCCUUGGAAACUGAAUUGUUGUUCUUGUUUUGAGAGUAUUAUAAGUGAGACUUGUUGAAAGAGCAAUGGGUCGAAUAAGUGAAAGAGAACGUACUGCCAAACAUGAAAAAUGUUUAUUUUCUCGAAGAAAAUCUCGACGGCAAGCAAGACGAAGGCACCUGAAAAAUAAAAUUUUGGCAGAAAUAAACAAUGUGAUCCCCCAUUCGACAUGUGACGAGGACAUUCAAGAGAUUGUACCUGAACAUGGAAACUAUCCUGAAUUAUCUGAGGAUUAUUUGCCUCCUUCGAAUGUCAUCGCCACGUCUCAGUUUGAGCCGCAACCCGGUUGCAGUCAACAUCAGUCUGAUGAUGAUGAAAUCGAUGCACCUGCGGAAAAAAAGACAACUUCUUUUGAAGUCACUGGAAGAAGAAUCGUUGACAUCAGUUUCUUAUUCAAACAAAUUCUUGAUAGCGAGAAGCAUAAACUGUUUGGAUGUGAUAUCACAGAUAUGCAAGUUAUAAAAGAAGUGCGAAAGGGGUUUAUGUCAACAUUUACUUUGAAAUGUAAAAUAUGUGGCAUAACUCAGCAGAUUCAUUCGGAGGAUCCACGAAAUGUUUCGGGAAUAACUGAAUCCUUGGAUAUUAAUUCAGCCUUGAUUUUGGGAGCAGUUUCAUCCGGCAAUGGCUACUCAACAUUGGCUGAAAUUUCAGUUGUAAUAAAUAUGCCAAUGAUGGCUGAAAACACCUACUCUAAUUAUCACGAUAAAGUUUCUGAUGUUAUUUACUCAACAGCGAAAGAAGUCAUGGAAGAGGCCGGGAAAGAGGAAGCAGAGUUGGCCAAAAAUUUGGGAGAAAUUGAUGAAAAUGGAGUCCCAUUUAUAACUGUUGUAGCAGAUGAGGCAUGGUCAUGGAUGAGGCAUCAUAUAAUGUUAAUUAUAAUGCAGCUUCUAGUGUGGGAUGUAUUGUAGGACACCGGACUGGAAAAUUAUUAUAUUUGGGAGUCAGGAACAAUUUCUGCAGUACCUGUGAUUUUUACAAUAGGAAAGAAGUGGAAUACCCCAACAUAAAUGUUUCAAAAAUUGGAUUGGCACUUCUACAUCAAUGGAAACAGAUAUUAUUGUUGAAGGAUUCCGAAGCAGCAUCACAACGCAUGGGUUGAAAUAUCUCACAUUAGUUGGAGAUGGUGACAGUUCUGUCUAUUCAAAAUU